Paramuricea clavata is the source of this 402-nucleotide messenger RNA. Lineage: Eukaryota; Metazoa; Cnidaria; Anthozoa; Malacalcyonacea; Plexauridae. The record is from the annotation of a GenBank genome assembly.
AUGACCUUGAGCUCCAAAGCUAAUGAUAUUGAGAGUCAAGAGGAAAGUAUGGAAGAAUCGAGUGAUGAAGCAACCUGGAGUGAUAGAACUUCCUCUUCCAGCAGAGUAGCACCAAAACGACGCAGGUCCAGUACGUCUGUGGCAACAGAUGACGACAAAUCAGAUAUUGACCAAGAUGGUGGUUCUGUGGAGGGUGAAGGUGUGAAUAAGAAACUUAAAGUCAAAGAGAAUACUGAUGUUAAAGCUUGUUCUUCAUUUAAAUCUAAGAAAAAGGCGCCUAAAACACAAACUGCUGCAAUGUGGCAAAUGGUAAAAGGGAUGGAAGAGAUUAGUAAACGACAAGAGAAAAAGAUUGAUGAAAGAUUGACGACCUUGUUGAAUAUGGAAAUGAAACAGGGAUGA